Molecule: messenger RNA, 198 nt
Organism: Hepatospora eriocheir
Lineage: Eukaryota; Fungi; Microsporidia; Hepatosporidae
Source: the annotation of a GenBank genome assembly
AUGAAUUUUUAUUCUUCAACAUUCAAUGAAAGAGAUAAUUCUAUCUUUACAGAAAAGGAUGAAGUAGAUGGAUUAGCUGGAGAAAUAAACACUAUAAAUUUUAAUUUUAAUACAAUGGAGAAUAACUUUGCUAAACUAGCAGAACAAAUUAAAAAGAUAGGAAAGUUCCUUAACAAUCAAAAGAUUGCAUUCAAAUAA